GGAAGAUUUCUUAAUCGGUCAGUGUUGUUUACUGGGUGCUGUUGUCAUAAUUUUGUCAGUCAUAAUUUUUUGAUAUUUUUUUGCAAAUCACGAAAUUCACUAAAAUCGCAAGCAUCAGAUAUUAUAUCUACAUCCCCGAAGGCUCUUUCAGCAAAUAAUGAUUUACGCGGGAAAAAGCCAAACAAUCCAGAAAAGUUGAUGAUUACGUCAAAAAGAAAACAAAAACAAUGGCUUCAGUAGAAGAUCAAAAUUUACCAAACUCCUUGGAGAAGUUGGAGAUUGCCAAUGUAAGUGGAUUGAGGAGAGUAUCAGAGAACCCCUUCUUUGUUCGUCCGGAAGCAGGAACUUCGGAAGCAGACAGCAGUUUGUCGGAUCGUCUCUUUGGGACACGAUGCAACAGUUGCUCCACUGAAUGUGCCUCUACUAGCUCUACUAAACAAAGAAAUGAAAUUGAGCACACAAUAAUUAGCAGAAAAUGUUUCAAGAAAUAUACACGGAAGCGAAUUCUGAGGGAGCCUAUCCUCAAGACAGUCUGCCGAUGCAUCCACGAAAGGUAUACGCCCAACAAGAAGCCAAAAGAUGUAGCAGAUAGCCAAAUUGAUAUGCAAGAUUUGAAGAAAUGCUUCGAUCUGAGUCGCCUUCUUCCGGAGAACCUUCUCGAAUCUGAUGAAAAAGCCACAAGGAGGAGAGAAUUGAAUCAACGACGUCUCAAGCGUCGAGCAUCGCAGAGCGAAGAUGAUGAUACAAAUCAAGAAUUAUUCGAUGUAUCUCCUCACAGCAAUUUAUGCGUUCCAAGACUUCCUGCAAAUGGUUCAUCAUGCUCACAACAGGCGCGUAUUCAUGUUGUAGCUGCCACAUGUGAUGUCACAAUCGACGAGUUAGCCAGCUACUUCGAGACAUUCGUUCACAUACCCAAAAAAAUGUCCUCAAUGGCUGAAAUGAUGUACACAUAAAACUCGGAAGAAAAAUAUACAUUAUUUUCAAUUAAAAGAUAAAUCCCCAAAAGCAACAUAUCUACAUUAUGUAGGACAUUUUACUCUCAUAGAAUAUUAACUCUAAAUUACAAAUAUUCUUUCACUCACAAGUCAAUAAAUUUAUCUUAUUAUGGUUAUUUGAAAUAAAAUAUUGGCAGAAUUUACUCCUAAAAAACAU
Molecule: messenger RNA, 1152 nt
Organism: Lutzomyia longipalpis
Lineage: Eukaryota; Metazoa; Arthropoda; Insecta; Diptera; Psychodidae
Exons: 2
Coding region: 228-953 (241 amino acids)
Biological process (GO): cellular response to hydrogen peroxide
Source: RefSeq, a predicted model, not a curated record